AUGGUGUCCCGCUCCAGCGAAGCCAGUGAGGGGCAGCGCCCCCUCACCCCCUCCAGGACGCCCGGCACACCCAUGAAACCGCGAUUGGCCCGAGUCAGCAACAGCCCAACGAAACGAGACGAGAAACCGAAGGAAGAUAAAGUACUGAAAUCGUCAGCCAUGGAUGUUGCGGAGCUCAAGGACUACCAAUUGGGUGACUGUCUGGGGAAAGGUGCCUUCGGAUCGGUUUAUCGAGCAUUGAACUGGAAUACUGGUGAGACUGUUGCAGUGAAGCAAAUCAAGUUGACGGACCUCCCCAAAACUGAAUUGCGUGUUAUCAUGCUGGAAAUCGAUCUGCUGAAAAACCUCGAUCACCCAAAUAUUGUCAAGUACCAUGGAUUCGUGAAGUCGGCGGAAACCUUAAACAUUAUCCUAGAAUACUGCGAAAAUGGCUCGUUGCACUCCAUCGCCAAGAACUUUGGCCGGUUUCCCGAGAACUUGGUUGGUUUGUAUAUGUCCCAGGUUCUGCAUGGACUCUUGUAUCUGCACGAACAAGGUGUGAUCCAUCGAGAUAUCAAGGGGGCCAACAUCUUGACCACGAAGGAAGGCCUUGUCAAGCUAGCUGAUUUCGGCGUGGCUAGUCGCACUACGGGGUUGAGCGAGUCGAGCGUAGUCGGGACGCCAUAUUGGAUGGCCCCGGAGGUCAUCGAGCUGUCGGGAGCAACAACUGCGUCGGACAUUUGGAGCUUAGGAUGUACUGUCAUCGAGUUGCUCGAGGGCAAGCCGCCUUACCACAGCCUACAGCCCAUGCCCGCGCUGUUCCGCAUUGUCAACGAUGACCACCCUCCUCUUCCCCAAGGUGCUUCGCCGGCCGUGAAAGACUUCUUGAUGCAAUGCUUCCAAAAGGAUCCUAAUCUUCGAGUAUCGGCUAGAAAGCUUCUGAAGCACCCGUGGAUUGUCAAUGCUCGCCGGAGUGAUUCAGUCGUCCCUAAGAAGUCUACAGAGUAUGAAGAGGCUGUUAAGAGUGUUCAGGAAUGGAAUGAAGCUUUGCGGUCUCCCGGUGCUGGUACCUCAAGAAAGUCUAACAGGUUUGAUCCUAAUUCGGGACCAUUACCUGCUGCCCGUAGCAGCUCCCUUGUGGAUACGCUGCCAUCACCCACAUCCAUCAAGACUGCUGAUCGAUUCCGGUCUCCAGCCUCAAAUGAGGAUGAUAACUGGGACGACGACUUUGUCACCGCUAUAUCCCCAAGUGCACUGCAGCUGCCUCAUCUGAGGCCUCAUGAUAACUUCGGUGGGAAGCUUUCCUCCGAGAAGCUCAAGGCGUUUGCAUCCCUGGAUGGAACUAUGCUCAGAACGGACGACAGCUUCGAUGAAUUUGAGGAUAACUCGCAUGGGUCAAUCCAAGCUGAGAAUGAUCCCCUACAGACAAUUCGCCCAUAUUCGGCCAAGGCAGCAUCGGCUGAGCCGACCAAGUCUCGCGGCUCUACAAGGCGCCAACCCAGCAAGGUGCAGCAGGCAUCAGCCCUGCAAAAUGUUCCCAUCUUGACUCAAACCCCUGCGCCUCCGGUAAGACGAACCCGUCCAGCCGCUCUCUACAAGGAGAACUCUGUGGAGGAUUACACCGACCUCAUCAUGGCCAACGAGGAUGUUCUCGAUCGGAAGCUAGGAGUAUUCCAGGAGCUUGAUGAUGACCCUGCCUCGCCAACUCACGACAAAGACUGGCACUUUGACGAUGAGUUGUCAGGCCAUCACCCACAGUUGCGGAAACAGCUCUCUGUGAAGCGUGAUCGUUCCGCUAUCGAGAUCCAAAAAUUCGCCGAGAAUGAGAAUGAUGAAGACUUCUCCGAUAUUCUUGGGGCUGAUCAGGUGGCCCUAGAUAAGCCAGAGAGUGAUGAUGGUUCCGAUCAAAGUACUCUCAUGCUCAACUCCAAAUUGUCGAAUAAUUCCUGGCUCGGCGAUCAGGACGAUGACGACGAUCCUUUCGCACAAUUAGAAGAAGGCUUCGACGAAAUGGAUUUGGAAGCCAACAUUGCCCGUGACAAGUAUGCUCGUCUCCGGAAUCAAGUUGAAGGGCUGGUGGGUUCUCUAAAGACUUCUCAGGAUGAGGAUGUUCUAGCAGAGAUCUCCGAACAGCUGCUCACGAUCUUCUGUGAUCUUCCGGAGACAAAGAACAUCAUCAUUAGCGCUCACGGCAUGCUUCCUAUCCUCGAGAUUCUCGACACCUCACGUCGCCGUGACAUUGUUUUCUGUCUUCUCAGAGUGGUGAACGCCAUUAUCUACAAUGACUAUGAGAUUCAAGAGAACCUAUGCUUCGUCGGUGGCAUCCCGAUUGUCAAUGAAUUCGCAUCGAAGAAGUAUCCCCGCGAGAUCCGUCUGGAAGCGGCUGCUUUUGUGCAGCAAAUGUACCAGACGUCUACCCUCACACUCCAGAUGUUUGUUUCUGCCGGUGGUCUCAAUGUCUUGGUUGAGUUUCUGGAGGAUGACUAUGAAGAUGAGCGUGACUUGGUGCUGAUCGGAGUGAACGGUAUCUGGAGUGUGUUUGAACUUCAAGGCUCCACGCCGAAGAACGACUUUUGCAGAAUUUUGUCCCGCAACUCUGUGCUAGACCCGCUUUCUCUCGUCCUGAGUCGAGUCCUGGACGAGGAAGGAGAGCUGGCCGAGGUCAUCGAGGGUCGAAUCGCGAACAUCUUCUUCAUUUUCUCGCAGGCCGAGAAUCAUGUGAAAGAGAUGGUGGCAGAGCGAACUGUUUUGCAUCGGGUCUUGAAAGAACUUCGACGAAUGUCGCCCGUCCACCAAGUCACCAUGUUGAAGUUCAUUAAGAACCUGUCCAUGCUGUCGACGACUCUGGACUCGCUUCAGAACUCCAACGCCAUCGACGUGCUCACCGAACUCCUCCAGUCCACCAUGAAACGGAGCCACUUCCGCGAGGUUUCGAACCAAAUCCUCAACACGAUUUACAACAUGUGCCGUCUGAACAAGACUCGACAAGAAGAUGCCGCUCUCAACGGCAUCGUUCCUCUGCUCCAGAAGAUCGUCAAAACCGAGCGGCCCCUGAAAGAAUUUGCGCUGCCCAUUCUGUGCGACAUGGCGCAGUCUGGUAAGGUCGGUCGCCGAGAGUUGUGGCGCAAUAAGGGCCUCGCAUUCUAUAUCUCUCUGCUUGCGGAUCCGUACUGGCAGGUCACUGCUUUGGAUGCUAUCUUCACAUGGCUUCAAGAAGAAACUGCCAAGGUUGAAGAGCAUCUUUUGGAGAACCAGCAUGACAAGACGUCUUUCACAGAUGCUAUCGUACGAUGCUUGACACUCUCCAAAGCAAAUGCCUUUGAGAACCUUCUCGAGCCACUGCAAAAGCUUCUGCGGCUGAGUCCCCCCGUGGCAUCAACCUUGGCUCGCGCCGACCUGUUCACCAGACUGGGACAGAAGCUCCACCACAAUAAAGCCGCCAUUCGACUCAACCUCCUGCGUAUUAUCUCCAGCAUCUGUGAUUCUAGCGAGCAAGGAGGCGGCCUAUUGGCCACCUAUGGUCUUCUGGAUGCGAUCCGGGAGCUUGAGAACGAUCCCGCCAUUCUGGUGCGAGACAUGGCUGGGAAGCUAGUUCAAUCUAGCGAACGGAACAACAAUUCCCUCGGUCUCAUGCGCAGACCUACUAGCCGCCGAAAGAGCACUUCCACAUCCAGCCCCAAUCCAUUCGCCAGCUCUACACCUUCCACCCCGUCAGCCAAUCGUACGAGCCAGUCUCGUGCCUUUCUCGAGGGCCGUGAAACACCCCGCCACCCUCGAAAUGCCCUCAGUGCCUCUUCUCUGGCUCUCCGACCAGGUAGCCGUGAUGGCAGUACUUCGUCUCUAGGUUCCGCUCUCAAUGGCGCUGCUCCGGCUGCUCGUCCGCGAAUGCCUCGUGGCAUGUCCAACCGUCUCUCGCAAAUUGAGAUGCUUCAAGAUGAGGAGAAACCUUCAAGUUCUCUCAAUCGCCGACCGUCUAUCAUUCCUCGUCGCCGACGCCCUACUAUUGCCGACUCCGAGUGGACGUGA
Molecule: messenger RNA, 4005 nt
Organism: Penicillium daleae
Lineage: Eukaryota; Fungi; Ascomycota; Eurotiomycetes; Eurotiales; Aspergillaceae
Product: serine/threonine-protein kinase
Exons: 10
Coding region: 1-4005 (1334 amino acids)
Biological process (GO): protein phosphorylation
Cellular component (GO): cytoplasm
Molecular function (GO): protein serine/threonine kinase activity; ATP binding
Source: RefSeq, a predicted model, not a curated record